Messenger RNA from Symbiodinium sp. CCMP2592, 1869 nucleotides. NCBI's taxonomy places the organism in Eukaryota, Dinophyceae, Suessiales, Symbiodiniaceae. The record is from the annotation of a GenBank genome assembly.
AUGCGGAAACGUGCUUUUGCCCAAGUACAACAGGAAGAUGAGGGUUCAGGGCCGACGCAGGACCAGGUGCUUGCAGGCCAGCAGCUACGAAUGUUCUUGCUUGAUAGGUUUUGCACAGGAUCCUUACCUGGAUCGGAUGUGGCAGAAUUGUGUCACUAUGUGACACGAGCUGGAGGUACUGGUGUGGCUACUUGGGCCCUGAAUCCCGAGCAAGCCGCUCGUCACGGGUUUGAGCAUAUCAAAUUACAUGCUGGAAAAGAAUAUCCUGAACCGGAUCUUGACUACGUGACUGUGCCUUUGUUCGAGAAACGGCAGUCUCGACGAGUGGCAGAAAAAGUGCCCAUCAUGCUUCCUUCGACACUCUUUAGAAAGUUCGCGGAGGUGCCCUCGGCACAAAGCAAGGACGAAAUCAACUUCCGAAAGAUGCUUCAGAAAUUGCCCUGCUACGACAAUCACCCUGUUGUUCAAAGGGCCCGAGCUGCUGGAAACACGGAACUUGUCCGGCCCAUCGCUCUUUACUGGGAUGGGGUCCGCUACUCGGUGCACGAUUCUUUCACUGGCUUCUACGUGACUGAUAUCUUAUCCGAGCAGAAGUUCGUUUCCUUUCUGCUUCGUUCUGAAGACAUGUGCCGCUGCGGCUGUCGCGGCUGGUGCACCAUCUUCCCGCUGCUGGAUGCCUGGGUGCAAGAUCUGGAGAAGCUGCAAGCAUCGCUGAAGUAUUGUGUGCUUGACAUCCAGUGCGAUUGGCCGGCUUAUUUGGAAAUCAUAGGGGGCAGAUUCUGGAAUCACAACAGCCACCCGUGUGCCCUUUGCCGUAUUUCGCAAGAUGACAUGACUGCCGACAAUGUGCACAGCAUUACCCUGGACAAUGUGGGCCACUUGGUGUACUCGUCGGAAGACUACAACAACGACAUCGGCAUGUUCACCAGGGAAAUUCUUGUGGAUACGGCGGAGAUGCUGCGAACGAUUGCCAGAAAUCUUGAAUACAGCCGACUAGAUCGUGGACGACAUCUCACUGCAGACUUGCCCCGCUACGGCCUCCGCAAGAACUGGAGACUCGAGCCCAGCCGCCGGCUUCCAGAUGUCAGCCAGCUGGAAUACCAAGGGGUUACACAGGAUAGUUGGUCAAUUGAUAUUAUGCACGCCUUGCACCUCGGACCCAUGCAGCAGUUCAUAAGCCUGGCUAUGCAUAGUUUCAUUGCUUCGGGUGUGUUUUCACCCCGCAGUGUGAAUAUAGAAGCUUCAGAACUUCGAGAACUGGCCCUUUUGGCCAUCAAAGCCGAGCUCUUUCAAUUCUACAAGAACCUGAGAUCUACCGACCAAAGGUGGCGAGAGAAGGGAUCCGAGGUCUGGAACUUGACUAUGGGCAUGAUUGGAAAUGAGGAUACCUACAACUUGUCGGCAAAAGCAGCUGAGUCGCACGGUCUUCUUAGAUUCGUCCUCUGGCUGCUGCACAAGUACGCCGAUGAAUUCGCCAAGCAGCCGGAUGAACUGGCUCGCAAGUUCGCACUCUUGACGGCUUGUGCAGAAGCUGCCCAUGCCAUGGACGAGCUGCUGGAGUUGGAAUUCCGACAGUUCACUCGACAACAUUGCCAGGCCCUGCUGCAGCUGUACCUACGCUUUUUAACGCUUUACUUGAAAGCAGGCGGUGUAUGGAGGCCGAAAUGUCAUCUUCUUGUGCACAUGAUUCAGCGGGCUCUUCACCGAGGGAAUCCGCGAUUGUACUCCACCUAUCGUGACGAAAGCUUGAAUGGAGUCAUAGCCAAGAUUGCUCGUUCUGCUCAUCGCAGCACUUGGUCGAAUGUGAUUCACUGGAAAUGCAACUUUCUUCAGCAAAAGAAGCUGGAGGAUCAUGCUGCAGAGGGCUAG